GCCGCCUGCUGAGAACCUCAGAUACUGUCCCAGCUCUAGACUGGCUACCUCUGAGCUGCUAUGCUGUUCCCAGGGCUAUGUAGCCCACAGGCCACAGUUUCUACUGCACCCUCAGCGAGCAUUGCCAUGGAGGACUUUUUCCCAAGUGGCCAACAACGAGCAGAAGCCGGGCUGGCCUGCCCUGGUUUUCUGCAUGAUGUCAUCCAUUCAUCAUUGUGAGCUGACUGGCCAUCCCCCUGCGCUUGGCCAGCAGCCCAAGGCCAGCAGGGAAGAGAGGAAUCCCAGGACAAACGUGCAGCAGGACCCUGAGCAUGUGCAGAAAUGUUGUCAUCAGUUCCACACAGAACGCCUUGGUGGAAACCAAAGAAGCUAGUCCAAGUCACAAGAUCCUAUCCAACCUUCCCCGUCCUGAAUUCCUGGGAAGAACCCAGGGGCCUCUUGACUGCAGAAGGGGAACCCAACCCUGGCGUGAGCAUGGGCGUGGAGGAGGGGCUGCUCUGUCAAAUGAUUCACUCUCCAGAGUUCAACCUGUUUCCAGACUCAGUGAUGUUCGAAAGCAACUUUGUCCAGGUCAAAAGGGGCAGGAGCUGGACAGACAUCUACAAAGCCUGCAAUACCAUGGCCCUGGGAGUGACCUCCUCUGUGCCCUGCUUGCCCCUCCCCAACAUCCUGCUUAUGGCUAGUGUCAAGUGGCACCAGGGGCAGAGUCAGACUUGGAACAGACCAUCAAAAGCGCCAAACAUCAUGCUGAAGAGGAUCCUUCCCCUGAAGUUUGUGGAGCUGCAGGUCUGUGACCGCCUGCAGCGCAUCCUGAGGCUGAGGACGGUCACCGAGAAGAUCUACUACCUGAAGCUCCACCCCGACCACCCAGAGACCGUCUUCCACUUCUGGAUCCGACUGCUUCAGAUUCUGCAGGAGGGCCUGUCCAUCACCACCAAGGACCCUAGGAUUCCUGUCACUCACUGCUUGGUACCCAAGAACAACUGUGGCUCCUCCGGCGACGCUAAGGAACCCCAAGUGUCCCAGCCCAGCGAGAGCCUGCUGCAGCUGAUGGCCAAGGCCGAGAGUGAGGCCCUCUCUCAGAUUUUUGCCGACUUGCACCAGCAGAACCAGUUCAGUCCCAGGAGCAGCAAAAAAGUGGAGACCAAAAAGGAUGCCUCAGAGAAAGACACUUCCUAUGAAGACAGCAUUCCUUGCACCCGAGACCUCAGCUGGAGGGAGUCACUGACUUACGGAGAGUGGGAAAGAGAGAACCCCUCCGGGCCGCAGCCCCUCUCGCUCCUCAGCGCCCUCGCAGCCUCCACCUGGCCCCAGCUGGGCCCACCCACAGGAAGUUCCAUUUGAGCCCCAGAGAGUCUGUGCAGCCCUCGCUGAUGCCAUCAUGCUGCAGUGUUCCAUCUUCUGAGGGACCCUGGACGGCUGGAGGGGAGGACAAGGCCACAGCUCGGGGAAUGCUGGAAUUGCCUCCUGGGGGCAGCAGGGCCUUUUCUUCCUGCAGCAUACGUGUAGUCACCCUGGCCCUCCAGCUCCUCAC
Messenger RNA from Ochotona princeps (American pika), 1534 nucleotides. It is a transcript of the gene GARIN1B, whose product is annotated as golgi associated RAB2 interactor 1B. The record is from RefSeq and is a predicted model, not a curated record. The coding region runs from base 322 to 1344 and encodes 340 amino acids. The transcript is spliced from 9 exons. Lineage: Eukaryota; Metazoa; Chordata; Mammalia; Lagomorpha; Ochotonidae. Gene Ontology annotation, cellular component: nucleus.